CACAACAACAACAAUAAUACUAAAAUAUGUAGUCACAAUUUUUCAAACAUUAUCAUUCUUAUCAGUCGUUUGUAACCGUUAAAAAUUGUAAAUUGGAAUAUUACCAAAUAGGAUGUCUAUUCACUAUUGAUAUUAUAGCGAUAGCCCGGAUAGCCGGUUGUCCGAUAGUACUUACCUUACCACUAACUAUAUAGUUGCUACUUAGUAUUCGUAGAUCGUACGGAUGUUUGAAUCUCGUGUUUUUUCAUACUCGAUAGUGUCCUCGUCUUCCUCGACGUUGUAAAUUAUUGUAUUACCCACCCGUAGAUGUCGAACUUACCGGACGUGGUCGAAUCGAAUAAAAGAUACUUCCGACCGAACUUUGAUUAGGUACAGAAUAAUAUAUUGAUCCAGUCAACUGCUUCGAAUCGGUAUACUUACAUGAUGACUAAAAUGUUAACGACUGCCUCAGACAUGUAUGAUCGCAUGUCGGAGUCUUUGAAUGGCCACAACAAUAUCAAGUACAUGCCAUAUCGUAUAGCCUUGAAAUUGACCGUUUUGCAAAAAUACACUUGCUUGGAUAAAGUGUCAUUGUACAUAAUAAAUGGUGUUUAUGAACAACAUAAAGGAAAAAACCUGAAUCUCAUUGAUAAGAUUGUGUUAGAUGAUAUUGUAUCUGAUAUCUAUUUUGCAGUCCAAAAAGAGUACUCAGAUUUAACCUUUGAUGGAGAAAUAGUAUCUAACGUUUUAGUUCAGUUAUUGUAUCAAAUAUUUUCAAAGUAUACAAACAAACAAAUAAAUUUAAGAUCUGCACUAACUGUCAUCGCUUGUUUAUCAUGUGAUAGACUUCGUGUACGAUUGGGAUAUAUGUUCCAGUUAAAUUGUCUUAACAAUGAACUUGGAUUAACAAAAGAAUGUUUUAGAAAUUUUUUAAGAGAUCUCAGUUUAUUACUGAACUUUUUAUCAGAAAAAAGUGUAUUUGAGUCCUCUUCAAUUAACAAUAUAAUUGAUAAUUGCUUCCGAAAUUUAAAAAAUCCAAAUUAUAUGACUGAAGCUGAAUUCAUGCAAUGGUUUAUGACUGAGCCACCAGUAUUAGAAUGGUUACAAAUAUUAUAUAGAAUAAAAAUGGCAGAAAAUGUCAACCACGAAGUGAACUGUAAAGUUUGCAAAUUACCUGUGAUAGGAUUACGCUAUUUUUGUCUAAAAUGUGUAAAUUAUAAUCAGUGCCAAAAGUGUUUUUUGAUUGGUGCCAUUAACAAAAAACACAAAUUAAAACAUGCUAUGCAAGAAUAUUGUUGGCUGGAAACACCUCAACAGUUAUACACACAAUACUUAAAAUCCUAUUUAGGAAGAAUUUUUGGUUUAACAUCAAAAAUUCGAUAUCUUCCUGUUGAAAUGCCUAUUGAUGUUAUCGAAACAAAACAAAAUGCUAUUUGGGCUAAAGAAACCAGUAGUAUCUCAAUUGAUUCCAUCGCAGUCAAAUCACCACGUCAAGAAUUGCAGAGUGUUAUAUCACAAAUAGAACGAGAAAAUAGACUAUUGGAGAUUGAAGUCAAUACGUUGAAACGAGGUGACUCUCAGUUCGAAGCAUUUUUAGACCAACACCGAAGCAAAAUCGAAAGACAGUUGAUGCGUCUAAAACAUUUGAAGAAUCAUUUGAGUGGUACGUUCGGACGCGGAAAGAUGAAGCGUAUGCAGAGCACACCUCUCAUCGUGUCAAGACCGGAUAGUAAAGGUAAUGGAAUCGCCGCCGUCAACCUUAGUCCGAUAUUUUCUGCCGAAGCGUCUUCGCGCACCGUUCACAGCUGCUCUGGUCUGGGUGCUCUUAGCACGUUGUACGGGGAGAAGACGGCCGGAGAAGGCUUGGCCUCUGAACCGAACGAAUUUUCUUACUGGUUGGGCCCGAAAAUUGCAGCCGCCAAGAACCGAGAAUUGGAUGGAACUUAUAUCGAAAAACCAGACCACACCGACAAAGAAAACGAUUCUGCAGUGACUGUUGCUGCGUCAGUCAGAUCCGAGUCCGAACCGCCAUCGUCAAUUUUAUCCGAUAUUCUAAACAGGCCGUCAAAUGGUGCUGGUGGUGGCUCUAAGUCUCCCGACAAAAUUUCCAUUACGGUUAACAAACAGUCUUCAGUUUGGCUCAACGCCAGUAGAGACUACGCAAAAGAGCCAGUUGACGACAAGGACAUGGACGAAUUGCACACCGAACUAGAUAAGAUUUUGGACCAGUUACAAAAACUCGUAACUUAGAUUAAUAAAAAAACUAACAUUUAUAUUUUCCUAUUAAAUUUAAUUUUGCACUGAAUAAUAUUGUAUAAUAUAUAUACAUGUAUUAUACUUAGCAUAAUAACGUAUUACUAUAUUUAAAAUAAUUUUAUUUAUUUAUAUAUUAUUGAGAGAACACAUAUUUUAAGAGUGAAUUGCAAUACUUUCAAAAUACAUAUUUUACAAUUACAUUUUUAUAAAAUUCUAAAAAUUAUAUUUUUUCUAAUACAAUAAUAUUGUACUUAGAUAUUCCUAUAUUUCUUUAAAUUCUUUCCCAUUAUAAUAUUUCACAACUAUGUAUACAUUAGACGUCUUUAGAAAAUAUUUUUAGAUAAAUUAGAUAAAUUAGAUAAAAUCGCAAAAAUGUAAUUUGUGAUGGUCACGUCAUGUUGCAAUGGUUUGACGAACAAUUAAUUUUUGUUUCAACAGUAUGUUCUGUUGAUGCUAUUGGUGGCGGUAAUUGUUUGGUAAACUUAAUCAAAAAUGAUCAGUCGAUGUGUCAUCGAGUGAUUUUAUAAACUUCCAUACUAGUGUAUGAAUCUGUGUAAAAUAAACUGCCAAUCUGAACAUUAACUACUGCAUUUACAACAUGUUCUAUAAAACGAUAGAUUGAAUAUGACGUUAAAAACCUGCAGCAAGUGAUUUAAAUUUUACGUGGAUAAAUACUGAUCGAAAACUGGUAAAAUGUAUGUUUCUCGACUUUCAAUUUGUCUUAAGAACGAUGAAAUUCAAUAAAUUACACCUAUGUCAGUAUUAUAAUAUCUAUGAAAAAAGUAUAAAUUGUUUUAUUAUACAAUAAUAAUUAUCGGUUGACUGUUGAAUGUUGAGUAUCGAAGAAAUCUCCAAUGACCCAUUACUACGUAUUUUUAUUUCGAAUUUUUCGAUUUUUUGAUAAUAAAGGAAGUUGUAUUUACAUUAAAUACAAAUCAUUUUUAUUUUAUUUUCAGAAAAAACGAGUGGUAAAAUUGAUUGACCUUGGGUGUAUAAUCAGCCUAGUACCGGUUGACUUCAAACCUAUGUUUUAUUCAUGGCCGCAUGAACUUCAUACGAAUAAUUACAAUGCACCAAAUAUGCCAGUUAGUUUUCGCUCUCCGACGUGAUAAAAAGUACAUAAUAUUUAUAUUUUUAUUUUACAGUCGUUGCUGAUAUUUGCAUAGAUUUAUGGAAUUUAUUUUUAAGUUGGAUGAAACUCAUGGACAUUAAAAAUAAAAUAUAAUAAGUAAGACAGGUAUUUGGUUUUGCACUGUUCUACAGUCUCAGGUAAAAAUAACACAAGUUUUUUCUUUUUUUUCUGUAGAUAAGUACAUAAACACAAUAACUGUAAUAAUCAUUGUAAGAAUCUAUA
This is a messenger RNA of Aphis gossypii (cotton aphid), 3589 nucleotides long. RefSeq names its product dystrophin-like. The transcript has 12 exons. Gene Ontology annotation, cellular component: plasma membrane. The record is from RefSeq and is a predicted model, not a curated record. Gene Ontology annotation, molecular function: zinc ion binding. Lineage: Eukaryota; Metazoa; Arthropoda; Insecta; Hemiptera; Aphididae. Gene Ontology annotation, biological process: synaptic signaling. The coding region runs from base 421 to 2229 and encodes 602 amino acids.